AUGAACCAGGAGGACUGGAAUGCAGAGAUGGGAGAUGAGGCAUCACCAAUCCUCCCACCCCUUGAGCAGGCUAGCUUCUCUGAAAGACCAAAUGACCCCUCAUCUGACUUCAGUCCAAGCAUGGGCUUAUUCGGUGCUGCUGAAAGACCUAACACAAGUCAGCAUAGGCAGAAUCAUUUUGGAGGGUUUUCUAGGAGUAGAGAUACUGAUGAAUGUAUGAACAGACAGUGUCAACCAGUGAGUAGAUUUGGUAGUGGAAGGAAUUUUGCGAACAGAGGUUUUCAAGAAAAGAAAGUUGUAGAAGAUUCUAGUACACAAAAUAGAGGUUUUAAAGAAUUUCCUGGUGGCUUUGGACGAAGUGAGAACACAAUAUCCACUACACUGUAUUACUUACAGGUAUUAAAGAUGAGCAAAGAGACAGACCUCAGUCUGGCAUUUUUCUUGGCUCUAGAGGAAGAGGAGCAUUUGGAGGUUGUGCAGUGGUUGUAUUCUGAAGGUCCGAAGGUGACUUACGUGCCCCCUCCUCCACCUGAUGAUGAGCAAGCCAUCUUCGCACGUUAUCAGACAGGAAUUAAUUUUGACAAGUAUGAUGAAAAUGUUGUCGAAGUGUCAGGACUUGACCCUCCAGCACCAUUACUGGCUUUUGAAGAAGCUAACCUCUCUCAGACUUUAAACAUGAAUAUUGCUAAAGCUGGAUACUCGAAACUUACUCCAGUGCAGAAGUACAGCAUUCCUAUUAUACUGGCAGGACGGGAUUUAAUGGCAUGUGCCCAGACAGGAUCAGGAAAAACUGCAGCCUUUCUUCUACCAAUUGUGGCCCACAUGAUGAGAGAUGGCGUAACUGCCAGUAGCUUUAAAGAGCAGCAGGAACCAGAAUGUAUUAUUGUUGCCCCAACUAGAGAACUGAUAAAUCAGAUCUUCCUAGAAGCGAGGAAAUUUGUGUAUGGAACUUGUAUAAGGCCUGUUGUGAUUUAUGGAGGUACACAAACAGGCCAUUCAAUUCGUCAGGUAAUGCAAGGCUGUAAUAUACUCUGUGCCACUCCAGGAAGGCUUCUAGACAUCAUUGGAAGAGAGAAGAUUGGUUUGCACAAUGUGAAAUACUUGGUGCUAGAUGAAGCAGACCGCAUGCUUGAUAUGGGGUUUGGGUUAGAUAUGAAGAAGCUGAUUUCUUAUCCAAGCAUGCCACCAAAAGACAAACGUCAAACACUAAUGUUUAGUGCUACUUUUCCUGAAGAAGUUCAGAGGCUGGCUGGCGAAUUUUUGAAAACUCAUUAUUUAUUUGUUGUUGUUGGACAUGUGGGUGGAGCUUGCAGUGAUGUUCAGCAAAAUAUUCUUCAAGUUCCUCAGUAUUCCAAGAGGGAUAAACUGAUAGAAAUUCUACAAAGCAUAGGUCAUGAACGAACCAUGGUGUUUGUGGACAAAAAGAAAAAAGCAGACUACAUUGCAGCCUUUCUUUGUCAAGAAAAAAUAUCAGCCACUAGCAUCCAUGGAGAUAGAGAACAGAGAGAGAGAGAAGUAGCUCUUCAGGAUUUUCGUUCUGGAAAAUGUCCAGUUCUUGUGGCAACUUCAGUGGCAGCACGAGGUCUGGAUAUUGAAAAUGUUCAACAUGUUAUUAAUUUUGAUCUGCCUUCCACCAUUGAAGAGUAUGUACACCGAAUUGGACGAACUGGUCGUUGUGGAAAUACAGGCAAAGCAGUUUGCUUCUUUGAUAACAGUACAGAUGGCCAUCUUGCACAAUCUCUAGUUAAAGUGCUUUCAGAUGCCCAGCAGGAAGUUCCUGUUUGGUUGGAGGAAAUUGCUUUUGGUUUGCAAGGAGAAGGAGUCUUUACAUCAGUUAAUACCCAAAAGAACUAUGGAGGCAGAGGCAACAUGAACCCGGGAGGAUUGAAGAUGUCGUAUUCUGCAAAUGCAUUUGAGUCAUGGGAUUAA
This is a messenger RNA of Balearica regulorum gibbericeps (East African grey crowned-crane), 1929 nucleotides long. The record is from RefSeq and is a predicted model, not a curated record. NCBI's taxonomy places the organism in Eukaryota, Metazoa, Chordata, Aves, Gruiformes, Gruidae.